AUGAAGGCCUCUCUUUUCUCGCUGGUUGCCGCUCUUGCGAGCACGGCCACGGCUCAGGUCCAGGGCAAGGCGUUCGGUUUCGCCGCCGGGACUACCGGUGGUGGCUCGGCCGCGCCUCAGUACCCUUCCAGCAUUGCUCAGCUGAAGGAGUGGCUUACUGACAGCACGCCGCGGACCAUUAUGAUCGACCGCACCUGGGACUUCCGCAACACCGAGGGCACGACCAAGGGCCGCUGUUGCAGCGACAACCGCACUACCAAGUGCCCCGGCGGCACGUCCAAGGGCCAGACCUGGAUCCAGGACACCUGCGACGCGGCCAGCGGCACCUGGGUCGACUGCACGUACGACAAUGCGGCCAAGACCCCGAUCGACGUCAACAGCAACAAGAGCAUCGUCGGCGUCGGGUCCAAGGGCGUCAUCAUCGGCAAGGGCUUCCGCGUGCGCGGCGGGAAGAGCAACGUAAUUUUUCAAAAUAUUUUUAUCACCAACCUGAACCCGCAGUACGUCUGGGGCGGAGAUGCCAUCACGCUCGACGGGUCGGACCGGGUGUGGAUCGACCACUGCAAGAUCUCGCUCAUCGGGCGGCAGUUCAUCGUCUCGGGCUGGGGCGCGGCCGGCAAGGUGACCAUCUCCAACAACGAGUUCGACGGCCGGUCCGAGUGGUCGGCCGGGUGCAACGGCAAACACUACUGGACGGCGCUCCUGAUCGGGGCCAAGGACUACUACACCUUCUCCGGCAACUGGCUGCACGACGUCUCGGGCCGCUCGCCGCACAUGGGCACCAAGAACACGGCCGGCAGCGAGAACCUGUUCCACGGCGUCAACAACUACUUCCAGAACGUCGGCGGCCACGCCUUCGACAUUGACGGCAACACCUGGGUCCUGCUCGAGGGCAACUACUUCGACGCCGUCACCACCCCCGUCACCCCGGCCAGCCUGACCAACGGCGGCAACAUCUACAUCGUCAACACCGUCGACGAGGCCUCGCGCUGCGUCUCGUCCCUGGGCUACAUCUGCGAGUGGAACCGCUCCCGCGACUCGGGCGUCGUCAACACCCUCACCAGCUCCGCCGCGCUGUCCAAGCUGGGCGGCUUCAAGUCCUCGCUCAUCGGCCACAUCGGCGUCGCCGACGUGCCCGCCAAGGUCAAGGCCAACGCCGGCGUUGGCAAGACCACGAGCACCAACGCUUGA
This is a messenger RNA of Colletotrichum higginsianum IMI 349063, 1191 nucleotides long. Its product is annotated as Pectate lyase. NCBI's taxonomy places the organism in Eukaryota, Fungi, Ascomycota, Sordariomycetes, Glomerellales, Glomerellaceae. Bases 1 to 1191 code for a protein of 396 amino acids. Gene Ontology annotation, molecular function: pectate lyase activity. The transcript has 3 exons. The record is from RefSeq and is a predicted model, not a curated record.